UUAAUUUAAUUUUUGAAAGUAACUGGAGCAGUUGCAUCCUGUUGUUUAUUAAUGUAGCUUUAAAUAUUUAAUAGGCCAUCUUGGCUUCUUUCUAGCGUGCAGCAAUUACUUCAAGCCCAAUGACAAACAGAAGAGUGAUUUUAAUGUUUGAAGGUGAAUAAAAUUAAACAAGGGCAAGCAAUCUUUCCCCCUGAAUUGUGAGCUGGAAACUAAUAACCAAUUCUUCCCUUCAUCUCUAUUUGCCCAUAUCCAAGCUCCUGUUGCCAUUCCGGCUUCGAAGAACGUAAUGUGACAAAGCCUUCAGUAAAACCAGAGCCUGAAGGAAAUAUCAGGUGUUAACAUCCAAUAAAAAGCUAACACGCUUGAAUGAACUAGGAUUGCAAGGCUUGUAUGGCUCUAGCAAGAACUGACCAAAUGCAGCAUUUUUAUGAUGGUGGCAGUGCUUGUGCUGCAGACUGAGAAAGCCGCAGAGCUGCCUUGGCCCGGAGCUGGAGACGUCAUGGAUUCCUGAGUGUGAAGCUUGCAGGAAAGCCCUCAGUUUGGGAGAUGGCGGCCAUCCAGGAGUUUCCAUGGCACUGGGAUAAACAGGAGGAAACAGUGAGGGAAUCCCGUUAUUUUACAGCAUUCAAAGACUAUAAACACUCGGAGCAGGGAAGGAAGUGGCCUUUCCCUCUCUAGUAACCCUCAUCUCAGAGCAGAGAACUGACUUCACUUCAGGAACAAGCUCAGCCCAGUUCGGAUCCCUCUUUGCACCUCCAAACACUUACGGAGGAGGCGAGCAAGAGGGGUUCCCACUGUCUGGGCGACACUGGUUGAACAUGGUUUAAAGAAGACUUUUUUUUUUUUUUUUUUUUUUUUUUUUUCCCUUCUAUUGAUUAAUUUUUUAUUUUUUAUUUUUAUUUUUUAAAUUCCUGAUGCAGAGAGAAACUGCCUGCAGGCUGGUACAUUACCACCACAUCAUGAGGUCUAUGGAUCAAGAAGAACCGACUCCACAUAAAACCAACAGCCCACCCUCUGGAGUUGCAUACGCUCAUGAUGUCUUGGACUGUGGCCUCAAGCCAUGCCCCCUGCCUUUUUCUAGCCUUUCUGCAGAUCCCAUGGGCAGAUAUGGACAGCCAGAUAGCAUAGGGACAACACCUACAAACCCUGCCAACACUGCAGGGGCCUCUGCUCCGAGCCCUAGGAUUGAAAUUACUCCAUAUCCUGAACUGAUUCAUUCAGGGGGUCCCUACCGCAGCAGAGACACAGAUGUUCUAUUGGUAGAACAUCAGUCAAACUCAGCUACUGCUAGCCCAAGGGUUACCCUGCCUGUCCCUGGCUUUGAGGGCUACAGAGAACCACUGUGUCUGAGCCCAGCUAGUAGCGGCUCCUCUGCAAGUUUCAUUUCAGAGACAAAUUUAUCUCCUUGCACAUCACCAUGUGUUUCACCAAAUAAUGGUCCUAGUGAUGACCUUUGUCCGCAGUUUCAAAACAUCCAUACUCAUUAUUCUCCUAGAACCUCUCCAAUAAUGUCACCACGAACAAGCAUCACGGAGGAAACCUGCUUGGGACAACACUCACCAUCACCCCGUCCCAACUCAAGGUCUUCGUCACCAGGUGCAAAACGGAGGUACUCUUGCACUGAGCUCUACAAUACUCAGCUGCCUUCCACUUCUCCACGACAGUCAAGGACCCCCUCUCCACAAUCCUCUCCUCGCAUCCCACUGAGGGAAGACAGCUCUUCAGUCACUUACACGCAGUUGCCCACCGCUUCUAUUUCCAUGGAUGCUAUGAACAGCCUCCCUACGGAUCCUUCCUGUGGUGUUCCCACGAAAAUUUGGAAAACCAGCCCUGACCCUUCGUCCAUGCCUUCCCACAAAAACAGCAUUCCGUGUCACGUCUUUCAGACUGUUGACUUCCACGGGCCUUGCGAGCAGGAGGACAGGAGAAACUCAGCCCCAGAAUCGAUUUUGUUGGUUCCUCCAUCCUGGACAAAACAACUGAUGCCAGCAAUUCCUAUCUGCAGUUUGCCCGUCCAGUCGCUCCCACCCCUCGAGUGGCCUCUCUCCAGCCAGUCCGGCUCCUACGAGCUGCGGAUCGAAGUCCAGCCCAAGCCUCACCACCGCGCACACUAUGAGACGGAGGGGAGCCGAGGGGCAGUCAAGGCACCGACCGGAGGCCAUCCCGUCGUUCAGCUUCAUGGUUACAUGGAGAACAAACCCUUGGGUCUUCAGAUCUUCAUUGGGACGGCAGACGAACGGAUACUUAAACCCCAUGCUUUCUAUCAAGUCCAUCGCAUUACAGGGAAAACUGUCACCACCACGAGCUAUGAAAAAAUCAUUGGCAACACCAAAGUUUUAGAGAUCCCACUGGAACCCAAAAACAACAUGAAAGCAACCAUCGACUGUGCAGGGAUUUUGAAGCUGAGGAACGCGGACAUUGAGCUGCGUAAGGGCGAGACAGACAUUGGCAGGAAGAACACCCGUGUCCGGCUUGUCUUCCGUGUGCACAUCCCCGAGUCCAACGGCAGGAUCAUCUCUCUGCAAGCAGCAUCAAACCCCAUUGAAUGCUCCCAAAGGUCUGCUCAUGAACUUCCAAUGGUUGAAAGACAAGAUAUCGACAGCUGCCUUGUGUAUGGAGGACAACAGAUGAUUCUGACUGGACAAAAUUUCACAGCAGAGUCCAAGGUGGUGUUUACAGAGAAAACUUCAGAUGGACAGCAGAUCUGGGAAAUGGAGGCAACAGUGGAUAAAGAUAAGAGCCAGCCUAGCAUGCUUUUUGUAGAAAUACCAGAGUACCGGAACAAGCACAUUCGCACACCUGUGAAGGUGAAUUUCUAUGUCAUCAACGGUAAAAGAAAAAGAAGCCAGCCCCAGCAUUUUACCUAUCACCCAGUACCAUCAAUCAAAACAGAGCCCAUUGAUGACUAUGAUCCAGCCUUAAUCUGCAAUACAGUACACAGUGGUCUGGGAACAGUAACACAGCCGUACUAUUCACAGCACACAAUGGUCACCGAAUCCCCUUCCUGUCUUGUGGCCACUAUGGCUCCCUGCCAGCAGUUGCGCUCAGGCCUUUCUUCUCCUGAUUCGCGAUACCAUCAGCAGAAUCCGGCUGCUGUAAUAUACCAAAGAAGCAAGAGCCUUAGCCCAAGCCAACUGGGCUACCAGCAAUCCAGUUUGAUGGCUACACCGGUUGCUAUUUCAGAUCCCCAUAGGUCAGUGCUGGUGCACGCUGGUUCCCCAGGCCAAACUUCAGCAGUGCUCCAUCACUCUCCAGGCAACCAGCAGUCCUCUCCAGUGAUUCACUAUUCUCCAACCAACCAGCAGCUGAGGUGUGGAAGUCACCAAGAAUUUCAGCACAUCAUGUGCUGUGAAAAUUUCACGUCCAAUGUUGCAAGACCCAGCCAGCCCCAAGUUAGUCAAGCACAAAGGUUAAGUCCGAGUUCAUAUCCUACCGUGAUCCAGCAGCAGACAGCUUCAGGCCAACGAGCAGCAAAAAAUGGACCACCAGUCAGCGACCAGAAAGAAGUUUUACCAGCUGGAGUCACUAUUAAACAGGAACAGAACCUGGACCAAGCAUAUCUGGAUGACGUUAAUGAAAUUAUCAGGAAGGAAUUUUCUGGACUCCCUGCCAGAAAUCAGACAUAGAAGAAGAGAUUUGUGAGACAACUUCUACCGAAUCCUUCCAUAACUGACCUCUUAGAUCCUUCCAGUGCCCCUGCAACCUCCUGCUUCCUUAACUGUUCAUCUCAAGGCACCAAUUCAAUGCAAGGAACAAUGUAUUGGCAUCAAGCUGACAGCCUUGACUAAGCAACUCGCCACCUCUCUCUGUAAACACCGAAAAGGACACCCUUCCUUUCGUCCAAAGAUCGUAUUGUUCUCAUGUAACGGAGCAUCUGUCUGAGGAAACUCUUCAAGCCUGCUGCAAAAUAUCUAGCUACGUAUCGAUCAAUCUAUCUGAGUAAUAAGGGAGAAGUAAGAUGUCACUCCUGAACACCACACAAAGCAAGGGAGAUUAUAUAUUAGUGCUUAUUUGGGUGGGGUGGGAAAUGAGGGAAGAAAGAGUAACAUAUUCCGUAACAGAAUAGCAGCAUUUUGCAGUUCACUAACAAUGAUUUGCCCUCCAGGUCACAAAGCCCUUCUGAAUUUUGUUGUUGUUGUAGGAAACUGAGGCAGCCCAGGCUUACUCAGCCUUUAUCCAGCCUGGGAGAAAAAGCUGUAUUUUCUGACCCUGAGCACUGUGAUCGGUAUCUCAAACAGUAGGUAUCAGCUGAAUCCAGGAGUCUUCUCCAUUUUUUUCUUGUCUGACUGGAUAGGAAUCUGACGGAGAAGGAUGCUUGCAGACAACCAGUGAAAAGAGCAAUCCAGCAGUUGUAACACCUGUCCCAAGGUACAAUAAACUCACAUAAAAUAGAAAUUAAUAUAUAGGAGUUACAGUGAACCCAAAGAUUUUUAUUAUUUACUCUCAUUAAUAUUUAGGCUGUGUAUCAGCACAUCUUAGAUAUUUUCUCCCUUAUAAAUUGUCGCUGUUUCUUUUCACACAGAACCUGCCGUUGGCUGGUACCUUGUCUCAGCAGCUGUAAUGUUUAACCACACAAAGCUGCAAAGCUGCAAAAAUAUUUGCAUUUUACAGAAGCCAUAUGUUCCAGAAAAAAGUAUACACUUCCUUACAUACACCUUGUCUCUUCAGCUUUGCAAAGCUACCAGCAACUUCUGGAAAGGUUGAAUUUCCACACAAGUUAGUAUGUUUGUUAUGCUUUGCUUCAUGUGUCUGAAUAUAAUGUACUGACACAUGCUUAUCACAGUAAGAGAGAAUUUCUGCCACCUGCAGUUGUACAGCUAGCAAGUUUAUAACAUUUUGGUGUGUCUUUGCACCCCACUGUGACAAAAAGGCAUCCAGAGUCAAUAAAAAAUGUGCAGUAAAAAGUCACCAUAAUAUUGUAGGCAGUACACAGUAAUCUUUAGUGGUUUUGUAAAAGAGGAAAGCUGGUAUUUGUUAUGAGUGCAGAGCCUGAGCUCUGUUCUAGAAAACACAGUGAAACUACCCUGUUCUCAGCUGUUUCACAGCAAACUUUGCUGAUUACCAAUAUGCUCACAGUAGGAGUUAGGUUAUAUGGGUACAGAAGACCAGCAGAGCAGCUGCCUACUCGCACAAACCCUACAGAUUCAGUUCAACAGAACUCUUUUCAGGAGUAUUGAGAAGAAUAUAUUUUCUGCCACUUAAAGGUGACACUCAAACUCUGCAAGGUGAGAGAUGGAAGUGAGGGAUAGAAGCAUGAGACUUGCCAGAACAUCCAACCCUAGCCUCAGCUACAAUUUUAACCUGAAAGCUGAAUUUCACAAGAGCAGCUCUCAGCUCUGGUUUCAACCAAGUCUGCAUCCAUAACCAGAGCAGAGCCAUUCUCCAUUGCAAAUCCCAAACUUACAUUAAUAUCACGGCUUGGGAAGUUUGCUUCUUUUCCCCCUUGAAGCAGGCGUUACCUGCUUGGUGAGACUGAAAUCUUUUGUCGCAGAACAAGUCCCCUGGCUCCCAUUUCAGCGACACCACCGAGAUGUCCCUGCAGGUCUCUGGCUGAGGAUGCCGCGUGCUGGUGCUCGUGUGAGCACCGUGUGCUGCACCGGGAAGUAUGGCUGCCAGCGGAGCCAAGCCUCAGCCUGUCACUGCAGAAGUCAGGGGCUUUUUUUAUACUUACUUUUGCAGGAACAAAACUGAGGCUUGGACUAGCUGAAAUGGCCUUUGCAUGGGGGAGUUAGUGAUUGUUAAACAGCACUUAUACUGUAUAGCAUUUCAGCUGGCUCACAUGCCUCAAAUAAGCUAUUUUGAAUUGUUUUUAAACUGCCAUGUUGCCAGAAUCUGCCAUGUAUUAUGGAUUUGUAAUGCAGUUUGACAUUUUGGACAAUUUUGAAAAAUUCCUAAGGACAAAAGUUGCCUGUCAGAAAUUCUCUACUGCAGCUGAGCAAAGGAACAGUUUCACAGGGUUCACGCUGCCAAAAACGACCAUCUAGUUUUCCCCAAUCCAACCUGCAAGAUUAAGACCUAGGAGAAAAUAAAUAAAAUAAAUACAUAAACCCAUUCACAAAAAAAAAAAAAAAAAAUCCCCAAAUAACUGACAAACAUUUCUCUUGCUGGAUUUCAAAUAAAAUAUCAAAGAAUGUGAACUUCUUUGCAAAUCUCUAGACACAUAGAUAUGGUCUGAACA
Messenger RNA from Oxyura jamaicensis (ruddy duck), 6178 nucleotides. RefSeq names its product nuclear factor of activated T cells 2 (gene NFATC2). Gene Ontology annotation, molecular function: transcription factor binding; DNA-binding transcription factor activity, RNA polymerase II-specific; RNA polymerase II cis-regulatory region sequence-specific DNA binding. The coding region runs from base 915 to 3626 and encodes 903 amino acids. Gene Ontology annotation, cellular component: transcription regulator complex. Gene Ontology annotation, biological process: regulation of transcription by RNA polymerase II; cytokine production; calcineurin-NFAT signaling cascade. Lineage: Eukaryota; Metazoa; Chordata; Aves; Anseriformes; Anatidae. The record is from RefSeq and is a predicted model, not a curated record. The transcript is spliced from 12 exons.